Molecule: messenger RNA, 357 nt
Organism: Pogoniulus pusillus (Red-fronted tinkerbird)
Lineage: Eukaryota; Metazoa; Chordata; Aves; Piciformes; Lybiidae
Product: histone H4
Exons: 1
Coding region: 24-335 (103 amino acids)
Biological process (GO): nucleosome assembly
Cellular component (GO): nucleosome
Molecular function (GO): DNA binding; structural constituent of chromatin; protein heterodimerization activity
Source: RefSeq, a predicted model, not a curated record
AGGGCGCGUAGAAGUGCAGCAGUAUGUCUGGUAGAGGCAAAGGCGGGAAGGGGCUCGGCAAGGGAGGCGCUAAGCGCCACCGCAAGGUGCUGCGCGACAACAUCCAGGGCAUCACUAAGCCGGCCAUCCGCCGCUUGGCUCGCCGCGGUGGUGUGAAGCGUAUCUCGGGGCUGAUCUACGAGGAGACUCGCGGUGUGCUCAAGGUCUUCCUGGAGAACGUGAUCCGCGAUGCUGUCACUUACACUGAGCAUGCCAAGAGGAAGACGGUGACAGCUAUGGAUGUGGUGUAUGCCCUUAAGCGCCAGGGACGUACUCUGUACGGCUUCGGCGGUUAAAGCUGUGUCCCCAGACGAUCGU